This is a messenger RNA of Salvia hispanica, 1387 nucleotides long. Its product is annotated as ferredoxin--NADP reductase, leaf isozyme, chloroplastic-like. The record is from RefSeq and is a predicted model, not a curated record. NCBI's taxonomy places the organism in Eukaryota, Viridiplantae, Streptophyta, Magnoliopsida, Lamiales, Lamiaceae. Gene Ontology annotation, molecular function: oxidoreductase activity.
CCUCCACAUAUCCCUAAUCUACUUAUUUCCCUUCUCUUACUCACUAUACUUGUUACUCUCUAUCUCUCUGCUUCUUGAUUUCUUAUUUUGUAACAAAAUAUGGCUGCUGUAAGUGCUGCAGUCUCUCUUUCUACCUCCCAAUCUGCUUCUCUUUCAUCUAGAACAUCCAUUAUUUCUCCAGAAAGGAUCAAUUUUAACAAGGCAUCCUUGCACUACAGGAAUGUGUCGUCUAAGGUUGCUCCGAUAAGAGCUGAGGUGAGCACUGAGGCGCCUCCGAAGAAGGAGAAGCAUUCCAAGAAACAGGAAGAAGGAGUAGUUGUCAACAAGUUCAGGCCUAAAGAGCCAUACAUUGGCAAAUGCCUCUUGAACACCAAGAUCACCGCGGACGACGCCCCUGGUGAAACAUGGCACAUGCUCUUCAGCACUGAGGGAGAGGUGCCUUACAGAGAAGGCCAAUCGAUUGGAAUAAUCCCGGAUGGCAUUGACAAGAACGGGAAGCCUCACAAGCUGAGGCUGUACUCGAUUGCAAGCAGCGCCCUCGGUGAUCUAGGAGACUCCAAGACUGUCUCCUUGUGUGUUAAGAGGCUUGUCUACACCAAUGAUCAAGGGGAAAUAGUUAAAGGAGUUUGCUCAAACUUUUUGUGCGACUUGACACCCGGUGCUGAGGUGAAAAUAACUGGACCUGUUGGGAAAGAGAUGCUUCUGCCAAAAGACCCUAAUGCUACCAUCAUUAUGCUUGCAACCGGAACUGGGAUUGCUCCUUUCCGCUCGUUUCUGUGGAAGAUAUUCUUUGAGAAGCAUGAUGACUACAAGUUCAAUGGCUUAGCUUGGCUGUUUCUGGGCGUUCCCACGACCAGCUCGUUGCUCUACAAAGAUGAGUUCACGAAAAUGAAGAGUAAAAGUCCGGACAACUUCCGUGUGGACUAUGCUAUAAGCAGAGAAGAGACAAACGCGAAGGGGGAGAAGAUGUACAUCCAGACGCGGAUGGCUGAGUACGCAGAGGAGCUGUGGGAGCUGCUCAAGAAGGACAACACCUACAUAUACAUGUGCGGGCUCAAGGGCAUGGAGAAGGGCAUUGACGAUAUCAUGGGCUCGUUAGCUGCUAGAGAUGGUAUCGACUGGAUAGAGUACAAGAGGCAGUUGAAGAAGGGAGAGCAGUGGAAUGUGGAAGUCUACUAAUUCUUGUUGUAUAAUGCUGUUGUGUAAAUGUAUCACUCUUUGCUGCUGUAGAUAGGUAACCUCUUUUUUGUCACCUUUUUUUGCAAUUUGCUUUAUUUUUAAAUAUUCUUAUUUGAUCUCUCAUUCACCUACCUGAUGAUGCUGAGAUUUUGAGGAACUAUCACAGAGUUUAAUUGGGAAGCAAAUUGUCAAUCAUUUUCACUGUUAA